Chlamydomonas reinhardtii is the source of this 3016-nucleotide messenger RNA. RefSeq lists its product as uncharacterized. The record is from RefSeq and is a predicted model, not a curated record. Gene Ontology annotation, biological process: dolichyl monophosphate biosynthetic process. Lineage: Eukaryota; Viridiplantae; Chlorophyta; Chlorophyceae; Chlamydomonadales; Chlamydomonadaceae. Gene Ontology annotation, molecular function: dolichol kinase activity. The transcript is spliced from 4 exons. Bases 131 to 2593 code for a protein of 820 amino acids. Gene Ontology annotation, cellular component: endoplasmic reticulum membrane.
CUCCUUCUUCUGCAACAUGAGGGGCGCACGUUUACAGCCAGGCACACAUAAAUAAUGAACCCGUAUACAAAUAAUGGACGUUUUGUUAAGACAACAAUAAUGAGGCGCUGAAGCGUCAUAGCGCCAAAGAAUGGUGGCGAUGUGGCAGCCGGCGAACGUAGAGACUUGUCUGCACGUCUUGUCACUAUGGCGGUUGGGUUCGGCGCUGCUGGGACCGGCGCUGGAGGGGCAGCAGCGAGAGUUUGGAACUCUGCAUCACAUCUGCUGCUUGGUGCUCCUGGCAAUCCUGGCCUCCCUGCUAGACCGGGCGAACCCGGACUGGUUCAAAGGCCAUCCGCGGUACACGUUUCGCGCGUGCAGCCAGGCGGGGCUGGCUCAGGGGCUCCUGGCGCUGCCCAGCCUCUCCACCGCCAUCGCCGUGGCCACACGAUCAUGGUGGUGGCACCAGGCGGCGCGGCUGCUGGUGCUGUCCUCCUUCCAGGUGCUGUUGUGGUACUCCGCCACGGCGGCCUUCCCGCGCAGCUCGCAGGUGCCACCCACAGCCGCCCAUAGCAAGCAUGAUAGCAACAACGCUGGCAACACCAGCGCCAAUAGCAAUAGCAGCAGCGGGGCCAGCGGCGCUCGCAGCGGCGGCAUGCGGCCGCUGUUCGGCACCCGCCACCGCGGCGCAGGGCCGCUGCUCACCUGGCUGUACCUCUCCGCGGUGGCAGGCGGCGUGCUGGCGGCGGCGGCCAGCGCGGCGCGGCACGGCGCCGCGGCGCCGCCGCCGUCCAGCCCGCGGCUGCUGCUGCCGGGCAGCGUGUUCGCGGCGCCGCGCGACAUCACCGCCUCCGCCUGGGUGCUCGGGUUGGCACUGCUGGCCGCCACCGCCCCGGCUCUUGACCAGCUGGCGCGCCGCCUGCCGCGCAGCUUCACGCCGGGGGAGGCGGGCGUGCUGCUGCAGUCGCUGCUGGCGCUGGCGGCGGGCGCGGCGGCGUACCUGGCGGCGGCGGCGCGGCAGGGCGCGGCACACGUGCUGUGGUCGCAGCACGUGACGCAGCCGGACCCGGGCAUGCACGUGCCGGCCUUCACGAUGCUGGUGCUGUUCUGGGUGCUGGCCAUGGCGGGAUGCACGGCGGCGGCGGCCAUGGGGGGCGCGGCGGCGCCGGCGGCGCCGCCGGCAAGAGGGGAGGGUGAUAGCGGCAAGGCGCCGGACGCGGAGCCAGCUGUAGCCGCGGUCGCGGCCGGCGCCGGUGCUAUAGGUAGCAGUAGCGGGGGCAAGGGGAGAGGCGGCAGUAGCACUAGUACCGGCGCGGGCGCACCGCCACCUUCGCCGCCAUCCGAGCGCGGGCUGCUGCUGCGGCUGGCGGCCGGCGGCGGCGCGGCGCUGAGCUUCCUGAUGCUGCUGGACCUGGGGCUGUGGGUGCUGGGCCGCUUCGUGGCCGCCUCCUCGCGGCCGCGCCUGGCCACGCUGGCCUACUGGUUCGGCUGCCUGGCGGUCACGGUGCCGCUCAUGUACGCCGUCUCCAAGGCCAGUGCGGCGCGGGAGCAGCAGGCGCGCAGGGACAGGGAGGAGGGGGCCACGGAGGAGGGGGCCAAGGAGGAGGGGGCCAAGGAGGAGGGGGCCAAGGCGGAGGGGCCCGGGCAGCGGGAGGCUGGGCGGCAGGAGGCGGCCGGCAAGGGGAUAGCCAAUGGCGGCAGCGGCCAUGGCGUCAGCGCCAGUAGCAAUAACAGCAAGCGCGCCGCCCACAGCGUCGGCAGCAGCGCCGGCAGUGCCUUGUUUAGCAGCAGCAGCAGCAGCGGCUGGCUGUUGCGCGCGCUGGCGGUGCCGCACAUCGUGAUGCGCAAGGGCUACCACCUGGUGGCCAUCCUGCUGUUCCUGCCGGCCUUCGGCUGGGACGUGCGCAUGCUGCAGGCCUCCCUGGCCGUGGCUGGCGUCGUGCUGGUGUUCGUGGAGCUGCUGCGCUGCUGCGGCCCGCGCCGGCUGCGGGAGGCCAUCGGCGGCUUCAUGGCGGACUUUGCCGACGCGCGCGACAGCGGCCCCGUGUACGUGACCCACUUCACGCUGCUGCUGGGCAUUGCGGUGCCGGUGUGGCUCAGCGAGAGCGUGUGCGGCGCCGCCGCCGGCGCCAUGAUGGCGGGGCUGUACGGUCCGGAGGCGGCGGCGCCCAUGACCGAGGUGGGGGCGGCGGCGGCGGGGGUGGCGGGGGCAGGGGCGGCGGGAGCGGGGGCAGGGGUGUUGCUGUCGGCGGCGGCGGCGCGGAUGCUGCCCAGCUGCCGCACGCUGCUGGGGCUGAGCGGGCUGGUGUCGCUGGGCAGCGGCGACACGGCGGCGGCGUGCGUGGGCUUCCUGCUGGGGCGGCGGCGGCUGUUCCGCGGCGGCAAGAAGACGUGGGAGGGCACGGCCAGCGGCGCGGCGGCCAUGCUGGCGAGCUGGCGCGUGGUGGUGUGGUGGAUGGACGUGGGCUGGGCCCUGGGCUGGAGCGCGUGGGUCCGACUGGCGGGCGUGACGGCCGGCGUGGCGCUGCUGGAGGCUGUGACCGGGCAGCUGGACAAUGUGGUGGUGCCGCUGUACUACCUCACACACCUGGUGCUGCUGGGCACUGGGAACUGAAGGGGCCGGCAGGGGGGUGCGAAGAUGUGUACAAGAUGUGUACAAGCGGUACAAGAUGCACUGAAGACUGCAGACGAAGUCGUUACCAAUGAGCGGCCGUCGGGGGCGGGGAGGAGAGGAGAGCGAGGGGCGCCCAGGUGCUGGUGCACAUAAGGCCGCAUGGGCCGCAGCCCCGCAGGGCGAGCAUGCCCAUGGGAUGGCGGUGAGCCGAUGAGCGCGGAGUGCCACGACUGGUCGGUGCGGGGCUGCGGGCACAGGGUUGCUUGCGCGCUGGAGUGCAUACAUAGGGGACAUACUGAGGUGGCGCCGUGGCGGCGCCCACCCAGCCACCGACACUGAAUACGACAACUGACAGGCUGCCGAGAGCGAUGUGCACGGCCCGCCGUGGGGCCCCGGCCCCUGCGCCGUUUAGGUCUGCAAAAA